UCUUUUUAAUUAAAAUACAUAAAAACAUCUGAAGGCUGAAUCGAUCGGCUCCACAUCCCUCUACGGGAGAAAAAAUGAGUUCUAUCGAAAAAUUAUAUGGUACCCUCAAGAGAUCUUUCAUCGUAUUAAAUCAAUAUCUCCUUAGACGAACGAGAAAGUUUCCAUUAACACCUGAUAAUCUUGGGAUUGGGGUAAAUAUAUAUCUGAUCCUAUUAAAUAUUUAUAAUUUUCAAAAAAUUAUCACAAGAUCUUUGGCCUUCCAAUAAUCCAUUAAUUAUUAAACAAUGACAUUUGCAACAACCCACCAAUAAAAUAAAACGAAUCAAAGUACCACAGCUUCAUUCCCAACCCCCCUCCCACUUUCAAUUAAACCAGAAAAAAAUCAGCGAAACGAAUCAAAAAAAUUCCCAUCACUGAGUUCUGUCAUCCCCCCGACUGGAGAGAUGCACAGUCACUCACAUGAUAGACCCCAGGUCGAUUAUCGAUCUGUCAUCGAGCCUCUGCCCUCUCCUAAAGAGAGGAAAAGUGGUAGGAAACAGCCGGGAAGAGAAGAAAGAGGAGCAAGAUGAGAGUGGAAAGUCUGCCUCCUUCGCAUUUGCUCCACUGGCUCCACUCCAAUUAUUUUCCACGAUCCACUCGAGCCACCGCCAGAUACUCCAGUCACCGGUGGUGACACUCACACACACACACCCACACACAUCCAUAUACACAUUUGGCUUGCUCUUGAUAAACUAGAGCCAACCCACCCCCUUUGUUGAGUGGCCUCGAGCUCCCCUCGUACAGAGAAACGUUUUAGCUUUUCUAACUGAACCGCCUGAUCUCUGACGCCUACCUCCAUAAGCCCUCCUGUAUAAUCAUCCCCUCCCCCUCUACUCGCCCCUCAAAUGGCAAACAUCCUACCAAUUAUCUUUGCAAAUGACCCGUGAAUCGUCUCAAGGUGGCCAGAAAAAAGUUGCGAGCAAGAAAAUAAAAAAACGAAAAAUUUAUGUCGAGUUAUUAUCAGCGAUAAAUUUAUUGAGAAAAUUAGAUGAUUAUCUAUUCGCGUGAAUGAAGUGCUUGGAGGUAUCGCGUGUUUGAAAAAAUACAGGAGGGAUGGGGGGUUGAGAGGGGAGUGGGGAUUCAGCAUGUUUGAUAUCAGCCCUCGAAUUUAAAUCAGAGGGUGAGCAUGAGAAAGUUACGGAGGCGUCGGAGCGUCUUGAAUUCCUUCUGGCGAGCCGCCCCCAAGGUCGAGUGUAUCACUGGAGACUGUAUGUCGAGCGGAGGGCGAGUUAUGACAGAAAAUAACUGUGAUAAGUGAUAAAAAAUUUAAAAAAUGCAGAAAUUGAAACACAAUGAAACCAAAAAUUUUUAUAUUCCAAGAAAUUUCCAGGGGAUGAAAAGCUCCGGGUUUUAAUUAAACGUUUUUCAUGUUUAACGGUUAAUUUUGUGAACAAUACUUUGUCUAAUUAUGACAAAAAUUUCUCGUUCACCCCCGUCAAAUUGCCAGUGUGGACGCAGGAAUUUUUCGCUGAAAUUCCUCGUCGUGCGUCAGAAUCUGAAGCUAAAUACCUGCCCUCUCAUCCUUUCCGGGGUCUAAUAUUUUCCAUGCAAUAAAUCCGCAGCGAAAUUUUAAACGACUCAAAGCUCCCCUGAAAUCUAAUGCCGAAGGUGUCCAUUUUCCCCGACCCACCCCCGAGACUAAAAAUCUCCUAAAAAGUCUUUUCCCCCCUCAGUCGCACCUCCAACCCAUUCGCAGUCGCAAAAAAUCACGGAAACUGAUAAGAGCCCGCGGGAUAAGACCCCAAGCCUCCAAGAAUUCUCCACCCCAUUCUCUUCUACUUGUUCCACCCCCAUUGCCCUCCCCCAGCGCUGAACUCGCACACCUGUGUUGGUGCUGCCCUCCAGAAAUGUGUUGGUGGUUGAUAUCGACCCGGGGUGGCCAGUGCGUUGCAUGGCGCACGCCUGGAACAAGGGAAACACUCGGGCUGAGGGGAAGAUGUUGGCGGCGCCGUAGGCGAAGAGCGGCGAACGAGGAAGCGGUGGAUAGGAAACUGGUAGUAACCCGGCCAGUCCCCCGCGCGCGGGCGGUGCAUACGAGCCAGGACCCGGUGUGGACGGGUCUGAAAACUCCCUGAAAGCCGCAUAUUACUUAAUCUCAAUGCAGCUGAUUCAUUCAUACCAUAAUAAAACCCAGUGGAGUUCGCUAAAGUUAAAUAACAAAAGGAAAUUACAAAAUAAAUCCCCCGAAAAAUCGUCAUCACAUUUGUGUUCGUGACAACUGUUCAAUUCUACUGCUGUCAAAUUCGAUGACUAGAAUUCCGUCUUAUGGCAGUGAUUGUGACGAUGUUAUUUAAUUUUUUGUGCUUGAGAAUAAAAUUCACCAUUUAACCAUGUGAUUGUGUUUGUGGGGCAUGAGGUGACGAAUAAAUUGUCCGAAUUUUCAUUUCACCCCCUGAAAAUACGACUAAAAUUAUCAGAAACAUGAAGCGACAAUUUUACGGUAACCGAGCGUGUAAUUUUGGAUUGAUAAACCCUCGAGGGGGUAAAAAGGACAGCACAGGGGAGCUCCAAGGUCAAGUGACAAUACCUCUGGAUCUACACCAGCGUUAACGUUUGUGCUGAGUGACAGUGAGAUAGAAAAAUACUGGAAAGUGACGGUGGAAUUGAUAAUAAUUUUCAGUAGACAAUUAAUCAUGUCGCAGAGGCUCAUGAUACCAAACGAGGAUUCGUACCUGAAGUCAGGACGGCCGUCGAAUCUCUUUAAAACGAGUUUCUCGUGUCCCCAGCUGGAGCGAUUGUAUCGCUCCUCGUCGUUGCAGCAGAAACGCGGGGGUCUUCACUGUUUUAUUGUGUAUGCAAUUCUGUAUGAUAUUUACAUGCUACUGUCACCCGAACCGGAGUUACAGACCCGAGGAAUUGUUGCUGUUUUUCUUGGAUUGAAUCUUGGAUUAUUGGCUAUCGCGGAGAGGGGAACGAGGGCGAGGGAUACACUGUGGUCUACUCUGCCACACAUGGCAUGGCACCUGACACUCGCGCAAUUGCUUGCACAACUUUUUUUGAAGGCCGAUGUAACACCCAGGGAUAGUCUCGGGUGGCUUCUACUCAUGGUUUAUCUACUAUUUGCUACGCUACCACUGAGACUACUACUUUGCGCGUUACUUGCGCUCGGGACUGUUACAACUUAUGUCGUGGCGGUGGUCGGACUGGGGAAGAACCCCUUUCAACCGCCCAUUGAAGUCCUGGCGAUAACAGGAUCGUUAUCGCUGGCAGCAGCGAUCCUGGGUGCUUCGAGUUACUCCCUAGCGGAGUAUCAGCAACGUCGCGCCUUCCUGGAGACCCGUCAAUGUCUCCAAGCGCAAUUGGUAAUCGAGGAGCAAUCGGCAGAGCAGGAACGCCUGCUGCUGAGUGUUCUCCCCGAGCACGUGGCUGUGAAAAUGCGCCAGGACCUGGGUGCCUCCAUGGAUACGCAAUUCAAAAAAAUCUACAUGUCAAGACAUGAGAAUGUCUCCAUUCUCUAUGCCGAUAUCGUCGGCUUCACCGCCAUUUCGUCAACGUACAGCGCCAGCGAGCUCGUCAAGAUUCUAAACGAGCUUUUUGCACGCUUCGAUCGCCUCAGCGAAUGGUACGAGCAAUUGCGGAUAAAAAUCCUGGGUGAUUGCUACUACUGCGUGAGUGGUGCACCAGUCGAGCGCCCGGAUCACGCGAUUCUCUGUGUCCACAUGGGAUUAUCAAUGGUGGAGGCCAUAAAGUACGUACAAGCCAAGACUCAGAGCCCGGUGGAUAUGAGAGUUGGUAUACACACUGGUGCCGUUCUGGCUGGUGUUCUUGGACAGAGGCAGUGGCAGUUUGAUGUUUACAGUAAGGACGUGGUGUUGGCGAAUAAAAUGGAGAGCAGUGGAAUGGCUGGGCGUGUUCACAUUUCCGACACGACGAUGAGUUUUUUAAACGGAGAAUUCGAAGUGGAGCCAGCAUACGGAGAGAGGAGAGAGGAAGCCCUGGCGAAAGCUGGUCUCAUCACCUACUUCAUCGUAAGGGCGCUAAAGCCCUUCCAACCAGCAGCAGGAAAGAGCGUGGCACCUUUGGCCAGCACCGAAUCAUCACAGACGAUGAUUGAUCAUCCUGACGAGGGGAACGGUAAGGAGGACUCUAAGGACUUCCGGGAGAGGCUCAGAAUAGAGCUUGACAGUCGAGUGGGUGGUGCGGAAUUGAGGGGUCAAGCCUCAUGGCUGACGCUCAACUUCAAGGAUCCCAAUGUCGAGGCUGCCUUUCACAGCAGUGGAGAGGCAUUUUCACCACUUUCAUUACUGGGUGGGCCUUUGGUGAUGAUAUGUGCUGCGCCAGUUUGGAGGGUUCAGCCUUCGGGUAAAUUCACCUUCGGUGGUAUAGGCAUGGUCACUCUCUUUGGGAUUGUAUUAGCUGGAGCUACGUGUUUAGGGAGUGCCGUGCGUGCUCGAUGGCUCAGGCGGACUCUCGCUCUACUUAUGAUUUUUUCCCUCAGUAUUUUUAUUAUCCUCGACAUGGGUAAUUGUGCUGUAAUAGAUGAGGCAGAUCCACCCACCAACGCCUCCAUAAAAUCAUCCCGCUGCCCAUACCCCUCGUACUACUCGUACGUGGGCGUUUUAGCACUGAUUGUAAUUUCAAUGCCAGCGUACAUAAGUUACCUGGGUAAAUCUGUGCUCAUGUUCAUGCUGGCGGGUACACAAUGCUCAGUCAAUAUUCUCAUACUUGGGGCUAGUUUGGACCGCGAAGACAUGGCUUCGUACUCGUCUGACCCAGUGCCUCUGCCCCUCAAGUACUCACUUUCGGCUACACUAAUCACUGUUGCAGUUACACUCGUCAUUGUCGCCCGAUACACGGAGAAAUCGAGACGAAUUCUGUUUCUUCGUGGACGUGAAGUGGUGGCGCAGCGCGAGAGGGCAGCGGAUAUGAAGAGGCGUAAUGGCGCCUUAAUUUAUAAUAUUCUACCACCCCAUGUCGCUAUGUACUAUCUGUCGAACACUAGACACCACGAUGACCUGUACAGUCAGAGCUACUCGGAGGUCGGUGUACUCUUCGCUAGUAUGCCCACUUUUGCGGAUUUUUAUAGCGAGGAGAGUAUCAAUAAUCAGGGACUGGAGUGCCUCAGGUUCCUCAAUGAAGUCAUCUCCGAUUUCGAUGCUAUCCUCGAUCAGAGCAAGUUCAAGUGCAUCACGAAGAUCAAGACGAUAGGCUCGACCUACAUGGCAGCCUCAGGGAUUUCUGAGGACACAGAUCUCGAGGAUGGGCCCCGGUGGGGCCAUCUCUCCGCUCUAGUGGAGUUUGCCCUGGAGCUGAAGAAGGCUCUGUCGAGUAUCAAUGAACAGAGCUUCAAUCAUUUCGUCCUAAAGAUGGGGAUCAAUCACGGCCCAGUUACUGCUGGGGUCAUUGGGGCGAGAAAACCCCAUUACGACAUCUGGGGCAAUACCGUUAAUGUCGCCUCCAGGAUGGAGAGUACUGGAAAAGUUGGACAUUUGCAGGUGACCGAUGAAACGAGAAAAAUCCUUGAGCCCUUCGGCUACGGCUUUGAGCAACGUGGCAUGGUAUUCGUCAAGGGAAAAGGUCAACUACUAACUCAUUAUUUGAUCACAAAAAAUGGCGCCUACUUGAACCUGGACAGUGAUAUUCCGAAGGAACCGACGCAUCAGAUCAUUUAUCAGUAGGGAAAAUUAAGAGUAAAAAAAUUGGAAAUUAAUAAAAUCUGUUUCUCCAUUGUCCCUGAGGGCAUUUACGUCAUGAAAACGUAAUAUUACAUUUGAGAAUGUUAAUACUGGAGAAAUCAAGAGAUCCUUAUUGUGUCUCUAACUGAAAUAUCAAUUCAAGAAAAAAUAACUUCGAAUUGACAUUCGAUUGUCAUUUUCUUGUUAACGGGCUUUCAAACAAAACUACUAGAGUAAUUACUAAUUAGGGAUUAUUUCGUCGUGGAGUAUACCAAAUAUCUUGUGUUCCAACUUCUAUUCAAUUGGGUCAUUGAGAGAAUUACGAGGGGUUUGAAUCGGUUGUGAAGUGAUUCAAAAUCGGAGGUAUGAUAGAGUAACAGGAAUUUUUUUUUGUUAUUUUGCUCAUAUCUCGGAGCCUCAUUGGAACAAAAGGAUAAGACCUUCUUUGGAGAGAAUCUUUCGAGACAUAAAUGAUGUUGCUCAGCAGCUUCUCAGUACAUGAACAUUCUAAUUACAUUUUUUAUCGCACAAUUAUUCCAGUAUUUAUUGAUUAUUCUGGCAAGAAUGUCGGGAAUUUUCCGUGCAGUUGUUUUUUUUAAAGAGAAGCUCUGAGGUCUUUGAGAGCUUUUAACAUCGCUCAGGACGGUCGAUAGCAAUUGAUAAAUUUAAAAUUCACGUGGGGAGAAAUCUCAAGACAUCCUAAAAACUAUUAGAUUUGUAAGGCAAUUGCAUUGAACAUUUUAAAGCCCCUCAAAUUUUGUGGCAAAGAAUCCUUUGGAAUUUUUCAAAAUGGCCGCACUAUCAAUUUACACCACUUUUGUUACUAAUUAUUGAACGAUCUCCGUAUCUGCUAAUGUCACACUUAAAUGAACUUGAGGUAAAAAUUAGAUCUCCAGGGGGGAAAGGAGGGGCGAAGAUUAGUUUCACCACAAAAAUUAGUCUCCCAAAUUUAAUUUUUCCAUGCAGAUUCCGAGAUAUUACUAAAAUAAUUAAUUCCACAGUUUUCUAUCAAUUUCCCGUUCUUCAUCACUCCACUACAGCCGAAACGGCAC
Messenger RNA from Diachasmimorpha longicaudata, 6706 nucleotides. It is a transcript of the gene Ac3, whose product is annotated as adenylate cyclase type 3. NCBI's taxonomy places the organism in Eukaryota, Metazoa, Arthropoda, Insecta, Hymenoptera, Braconidae. Gene Ontology annotation, cellular component: plasma membrane. The coding region runs from base 2673 to 5657 and encodes 994 amino acids. Gene Ontology annotation, biological process: intracellular signal transduction; cAMP biosynthetic process; adenylate cyclase-activating G protein-coupled receptor signaling pathway. The record is from RefSeq and is a predicted model, not a curated record. The transcript has 10 exons. Gene Ontology annotation, molecular function: adenylate cyclase activity.